Messenger RNA from Thunnus maccoyii (southern bluefin tuna), 6044 nucleotides. It is a transcript of the gene adcy8, whose product is annotated as adenylate cyclase 8 (brain). NCBI's taxonomy places the organism in Eukaryota, Metazoa, Chordata, Actinopteri, Scombriformes, Scombridae. The transcript has 18 exons. Gene Ontology annotation, cellular component: plasma membrane. Gene Ontology annotation, biological process: cAMP biosynthetic process; adenylate cyclase-activating G protein-coupled receptor signaling pathway; intracellular signal transduction. The record is from RefSeq and is a predicted model, not a curated record. Gene Ontology annotation, molecular function: adenylate cyclase activity. The coding region runs from base 1816 to 5532 and encodes 1238 amino acids.
GAACUGUCUUUUAGAAAAUGGAAUUAUUUUAUAAAGGUCAAACCAUCCAAACAAUGUCUUUCUGCUCAUUUUCGGGCAUCAAAUAUACACACAUACUACAGAAUUGUGCUGUAGUGCUUUUAAUACUUCAUCUAUUGUUGCAAUGGCUGUUUCAUCUCAUGUCUAUCAGCCUAUUUGUUGUCAUUAUUUACUUAAUUUUGUGCUUUACUUCAUAUAAUUACUUUAUAGAACUGAACUGAGAGAAAGAAAUGGAUGAAUCAAAGAGAGAUGGAUGGAAAAAAGGGAAAUAUUUGGGAAUAGAAGGAGGGAUGAAGGGAGAAAGAAAGAUGUGGGAGAAGGGAAGAAGCGCGUGGGAUGAGAAAGCCAGCAAGACGACACAUACACACAAGCACACACACAUACACACACACACACACACACGCAAGCACACACAUACAGAGGUGACUGUGACGUCAAACCGGAGCCCAGCUGACUCGCUCGCUCCGCCGUGCCUCUCGCUGACCAUCCUCGCGCUCUCUGCAAAUCUGCUCCACGCGGCUGCUGCUGCUGCUGCUGCUGCACGCCCUUUUAAACACCGAGGAGGAGCAGAAGGAGACGAAGAAGAAUACAAGAGGGGGGGAGAAAACCGGGAGGACUAAAAACGCGCAGAGACGCAGAAGGAGGUGGAGGAGGAAGGAAGGAGGCUCCGCUCUCAUCCUCUCCUCGCGCGCAGCACCGGGACAUAUAGGACGUUAUUUUUUUUUUAAAAAUUUUUUGUAGACACUUUCCGGCUGCUUUCUCCUCAAACUGACAACCGAGUAGGACUGUGACGGUUGCUGAGUGCUGACAUCGCUCCCCCGCCGCCGUUUCCCUCCUGCCAGGUGUUGCGUCCAAGCGCGAGCCCCCCUCGUGUCGAUGGAGAGGCACGAGAAAGGAGGGUUGAUCCGCGUUUAAGGAGCUCGCGCACUCGACAUUGAUCCUGUCUGCGGAGCCUCGCGACCGUCAACAAGUUCACUAUUUUCAAUUUUCUCUGUCUCGAGAGAAGAAGUGGAUUCUAUUAACGGAUGAUUGUUUUUUUUUUUUUUUAAUUUCUUGGCCUUUUCUGUCGGCUGGUGACCUGAAGGGAUUUGUCUUUUGUGGCAUCUUCUAUCAAUCUUACAAAAAAUAAAAUAAAAUAAAGGGGAUUAAUGUGCAAAUUCGGGAUUUUCUGCUCUGCAACGGCACGCGCAAAUCGGAAGAGAAUGGCAAACUAAACGGAUCCAGCGGUGCCAACGACGCACGAGACAAAUAUUGGGUUUAAUCUGACAGAUCACAUUUUCUACCGUCUCCAACAGCUGCUGCCCGACACCGCUUGAACCCGGGACCUCCGCCUUGUUUUUCCGCGGACCCCCGGCUCUCCGUGACGCCGCGGCACCCUGAUGGUGCGGACGGUCGGCGCACGGUGGCUCGAGCUGCUGCCUGGACACACCGCCCGGUGAUUUUCAACCUUUCAGCGCGGAGACACGGUGCAUGGUGGUGGUGGUGAUGGUGGUGAUGAUGAUGAUGAUGGUACGCGGGUAAUCCGGGAGAUGCUUUUCCACUCGAGUCGGAUUUACGUGCUGUUUCUUCAGUGGGAUCGUUCGCGUGACAAUGACCUCCAACCGCGCUUUACCCCGUGCCGUGCUCGCCGCAACCCGAGAGAGAAGCACGCGCCCCCGGUUCGAUGCGCACGAGAGGACGUCGUCUCCCCAAAAUCGUUGAGCUAACUCACCACCGGGAACGGGAGGGAUUACCAUUAACCGACACAACCGAUAGGAGCAGAAACAAUAACAGCAGCAGCACGCGGCAGCAGCGGUGAUGGAGCUGUCCGAGGUCCGCUGCUCCAGCGCGAGCGAGGAGCUGUACACCAUCAACAAGACCCCGAGCAGCAGCAACAACAGCAACAGCAGCGGCAGCGCGCGACCCAAACGGCUGCUGUGGCAGAACGCGGUGCGGCACAUCACCGAGCAGCGGUUCAUCCACGAGCAGGGCGGGGGAGGCGGAGGAGGGGUGAAGGGCAUCGGGCCGGACGAGCCCUACGACCCGAGCCAGGGCGCGCGGAAGCAGUCUGCGGGGCGGACGUCGGUGGGAGACCGGCACAACAACGGCGGGACUAAAGUGUUCCCGGAGCGCGCCAGCAGCGACCUGGGCUUCCUGCAGAUCGACUGCGCGCCGAGCAACUCCGACUUCUUCCUGAACUGGGGCUACACGUACCGGGGCGUCAUCUUCCCCACGCUGCGGAACGCCUUCAAGUCCCGCGACCUGGAGCGGCUGUACCAGCGCUACUUUCUGGGCCAGAGGCGCAAGUCGGUGGUGGUGAUGAACAUCCUGGACGUGGUGACCAAGCUCACCCUGCUGGUGCUGCACCUCACCCUGGCUUCCUCACCCAUGGACCCGAUCAAAGGGACGCUCCUGGGCUUCUUCACGGGCAUCGAAGUCGUCAUUUGUGCCUUAGUGGUGGUGCGGAAGGACACCACGUCGCACAGUUACCUGCAGUACAGCGGCGUGGUCACCUGGGUGGCCAUGGCCACGCAGAUCCUGGCGGCCGGGCUGGGCUACGGGCUGCUGGGUGACGGGGUGGGAUACGUGCUCUUCACGCUGUUCGCCACCUACAGCAUGCUGCCGCUGCCGCUCACCUGGGCCAUCCUGGCCGGCCUGUUCACCUCGGGGCUCCACAUCCUGGUGCAGCUGCUCAUCUCCCAGAAUGCACAGCUGUCCACCAACCAGGUAGCGGCUCAGGCUGUGUUGUUCAUGUGUAUGAACACCGCUGGGAUAUUCAUCAGUUACCUGUCUGACCGAGCUCAGCGUCAGGCCUUCCUGGAGACGCGGCGCUGCAUCGAGGCUCGGCUGCGGCUCGAGACAGAAAACCAGAGACAGGAGAGACUGGUAUUAUCAGUCCUACCACGUUUUGUAGUUUUGGAAAUGAUCAACGACAUGACAAAUGUAGAGGACGAACACCUCCAGCAUCAGUUUCACAGAAUCUACAUCCACCGCUACGAGAAUGUCAGCAUUCUUUUCGCAGAUGUUAAAGGCUUCACAAACCUCUCCACGACGCUGUCGGCACAGGAGCUGGUGCGAAUGUUGAAUGAACUCUUUGCACGCUUCGACCGUCUUGCACAUGAGCACCAUUGUCUACGAAUAAAGAUCCUGGGAGACUGUUACUACUGCGUGUCUGGUCUACCUGAGCCCAGACAGGACCACGCUCACUGCUGUGUGGAGAUGGGCCUCAGCAUGAUCAAAACCAUCAGAUACGUGAGAUCACGUACGAAACACGACAUCGACAUGCGUAUCGGGAUCCACUCAGGCUCGGUGCUGUGUGGCGUGUUGGGACUCAGGAAGUGGCAGUUCGACGUCUGGUCCUGGGACGUGGACAUCGCAAACAAGCUGGAGUCCGGCGGGAUCCCGGGGCGGAUCCACAUCUCCAAAGCCGCGUUGGACUGUUUGAACGGCGACUACGAGGUGGAGGAGGGCCACGGGAAGGACCGCAACGACUUCCUCCGCCGCCACAACAUCGAGACGUACCUGAUCAAGCAGCCGGAGGAGAGUCUGCUCACCUUGCCGGAGGACAUCAUGAAGGAGGCGGCCAGCUCGGCGGACCGCCGGGCCAGCAGCACCACCUUCAACGAGGCAUCCUGGAGCCCCGAGCUUCCCUUUGACAACAUCGUGGGGAAGCAGAACACUCUGGCUGCCCUAACGAGAAAUUCGAUAAAUCUGCUUCCAAACCAUCUCGCACAAGCUUUGCAUGUCCACUCUGGUCCUGAGGAAAUUAACAAGCGAAUAGAGAGCGCCAUCGACUUACGGAGUGGCGAUAAGUUGAGAAGAGAGCAUAUCAAGCCUUUCUCACUGAUGUUUAAAGACUCCAGCCUGGAAGAGAAGUACUCCCAGAUGAGGGACGAGGUGUUCAAGUCCAACCUGGUGUGCGCCUUCAUUGUGCUAAUCUUCAUCACCACUAUCCAAAGCCUGCUUCCCUCCGCCAGGAUGGUAACCAUGGUGAUCCAGUUCUCUGUCCUCAUCGUCCUCCAUUCCUGCCUAGUCCUCGUUACAACGGCGGAGGACUAUAAGUGUCUGCCUCUGGUCCUGAGGAAAGCCUGCUGCUGGAUUAACGAGACCUACGCGGCCCGAAACGUCAUCAUCUUCGUCUCAAUUCUCAUCAACUUCCUGGCUGCCAUGAUCAAUAUACUGUGGUGUGACUUCGACAAGUCCAGCACCUUCAGGAACCAGACGUACAACGAGUCGGCCCCCAUCCCAGACAUCUGCUUCUACCCAGAGUAUUUCGUGUUUACGGGGGUGUUGGCGAUGGUGACGUGCGCCGUGUUUCUACGGUUGAACUCGGUGUUGAAGCUGGCCGUGCUGCUGGUGAUGAUCGCCAUCUACUCGCUGCUUACCGAAGCUUUCUACACCUCGCUGUUUGUCCGCUACGACACCGUCCACCACAACACAGAAAACUUCCUGGGAACCAAAGAGACGUCUUUGCUCCUAAUGGCCAUGUUCCUCCUCGCUGUGUUCUACCACGGCCAGCAGUUGGAGUACACGGCCCGGCUGGACUUCCUGUGGCGCGUUCAGGCCAAAGAGGAGAUCAACGAGAUGAAGGAGCUGCGAGAACACAACGAGAACAUGCUGCGGAACAUCCUGCCCAGCCACGUGGCCCGACACUUCCUGGAGAAGGACCGGGACAACGAGGAGCUGUACUCGCAGUCCUACGAUGCCGUGGGUGUGAUGUUCGCCUCCAUCCCGGGCUUCGCCGACUUCUACUCCCAGACUGAGAUGAACAACCAGGGAGUCGAGUGCCUGAGGCUCCUCAACGAAAUUAUCGCUGACUUUGACGAGCUGCUGGGUGAAGAUCGUUUCCAGGACAUUGAGAAGAUCAAGACGAUCGGCAGCACCUACAUGGCCGUCUCCGGUCUGUCGCCAGAGAAACAGCAAUGUGAAGAUAAAUGGGGUCACCUGUGUGCGUUGGCCGACUUCGCCAUCGCCCUCAACGAGAGCAUCCAGGAGAUCAACAAGCACUCGUUCAACAACUUCGAGCUGAGGAUCGGUAUGGCCCACGGCUCGGUGGUGGCGGGCGUGAUCGGUGCCAAGAAGCCGCAGUACGACAUCUGGGGGAAGACGGUGAACCUGGCCAGCCGGAUGGACAGCACGGGCGUGAGCGGCAAGAUCCAGGUGCCCGAGGAGACCUACCUUAUUCUGAAGGAGCGCGGCUUCGCCUUCGAGUACCGCGGCGAGAUCUACGUGAAAGGCAUCAGCGAGCAGGAGGGCAAGAUCCGAACGCACUUCUUGCUGGGCCGCGUGCAGCCCAACCCGCUCAUCAUGCAGCCGCGCAAAAUCACCGGCCAGUACUCGCUGGCGGCCGUGGUGCUUGGCCUGGUGCAGUCGCUCAACCGGCAGAAGCAAAAGCAGAUCCUCAACGAGAACAACAACUCGGGCAUCAUGAAGGGCCACCACCACUACAACAGGAGGACGUUGUUAGCGCCUGGUGGCUCCGAGGUGGGAGGUGGGCAUCACGCCGAAGUAGCUGAUAAGACUGAGCUGUCCUGAAGAGCGGACUGGAGUUUUAGUUCCACACAGAUUUCUCAGAGGCAGAGUCGCUCUUCAGGCAAAAAUACUUCCAGUGGUUGAGUUAAAGCUCAGCGGGAGCUGCUAAAGAACAACAGCGUUCUGGUACAAAUAACAAAGGUGCCAGAGAGAGAGCAGAAAGCUAGAAAGUGAAUGAAGAGAGCGAGCGGUGAUAGCAAGAAAGCAAAUGUUAUUUUCUGAUUGUUUCACAGCGGUUACAAAUAAACAUGCUCACAACCCCACAUACCUGCGCCCAACCCUGAGGAGGUGUUCCACAAGGCCUGCUUUGGUCUGAAUACGGCCUAACUGUGUCUGUUUGCUGUUUGGGGCUGAGCAGGUAGUGUACAGUGGCUUUUUAAAGCUUUUUCUCUGAAAACGACGCCAUGAGAGCGUUGAGAGUGAGCCAGAACUGUAAAAUUGCAGCCGGACAGAUAGACAAUGAGCUAAAACUCGCUAUAAAGCUCCGUAAAGCUGCAGAAUCGCUGAUAAUUCUC